AUGGGAACACCAUCAGAGUUGGGGCAAUGGCCCCUUCUUGUUUAUGUUUCUGCCUUUUGCUUGAUAGCCACUAGUGUAGCAGCUGAUUAUAAGCCUCACAAUUAUGAUUCAUCAUCUUUUUCAUAUCGUUAUAAGUCACGAUCGCCUCCACCACCUUCUCCACGACGUUAUUACUAUUAUAAAUUGCCUCCGCCACCUCCACCGCGACGUCAUUACUAUUAUAAAUCUCCUCCGCCUCCUCCACCGCGACGUCAUCACUAUUAUAAAUCACCUCCGCCGCCUUCUCCGCAACGUCAUUCCUAUUAUAAAUCGCCUCCACCUCCAUCACCAACACCACCUCCUCCACAUUAUUACAAAUCUCCACCGCCACAUUAUAACCGUAAUCCACCACCACCAAUCAUAUCUCCUCCUCCAAUAUAUCAUUACAAAUCUCCACCACCGCCUUCUCCAUCUCCACCGCCACCUUAUUACCAUAAUCCACCACCACCACCACCAAUCCAUUCUCCUAUUCCACCACAACCACUUCCUUCUCCAUUUUCAUCACCACCUCCAUCUCAAUCUCCAUUUCUGUUGCCACCACCACCAUUGACUACAUCUAUCGAUGAACCAUCUCCAUCUCCAUCGAUGUUAGAAGCAUCGACUACACCUAUUGCUGAACCAUUUCCAUCUCCAUCGCCGCCAUCACUAUUGACUACACCUAUUGCUGAACCAUUUCCAUCUCCAUCGCCGCCAUCACUAUUGACUACACCUAUUGCAGAACCAUCUCCAUCUCCAUCAACUCUAGCAUCAUCGACUACACCUAUCGCUGAACCACUUCCUUCUCCAUUGCCUUCACCACCAUCAAUUACACCUAUCGCUGAACCAUUACCAUCUCCAUCCCCUCCACCACCAUCGAUUACACGUAUUGUUGAACCAUCCCCAUCUCCAUUAGUGUCGUUGUCACCAUCGACUACACCUAUCGCUGAACCAUUUCCAUCACCGCCCCUACCAUUGAUUACAAUUAUCGCUGAACCAUUUUCAUCUUCAUCGCCUCCACCGUCAUUGAUUACACCAAUUCUUGAACCAUUUCCAUCUCCAUUGCCACCUCCGUCUCCAUUUUUGUCCCCACCUAUAUCUCUGUCUCCAUCUCCACCACCUCCAAUAAAUACCCCCCUUCCUCCACCAAUAUCUCCACCCCCACCAUGCUAUAAUAAAUCUCCUCCCCUACCAUCUUUAUUCCCUUUUCCACUAUCAUUUCCCUUCAAUCGACCUCCACCUCCGCCAUCUAAUUGUAAGUCUCCUCCACCACCUCUAAUAUACUCCCCUCCUCCUCCAUUGCCAUCUCCACCCCCACCAUGCUAUAAUAAAUCUCCUCCCCCACCAUCUUUAUUCCCUCUUCCACUACCAUUUCUCUUCAAUCGACCUCCACCUCCGUCAUCUAAUUGUAAGUCUCCUCCACCACCUCUAAUAAACUCCCCGCCUCCUCCAUCGUCAUCUCCACCUCCACCACCUCUAGUUCCAUCUCCUCUAUCUCCAUCUUCGCCUCCUGCAUCUCCGAUUAAGUCCCCGCCUUCUCCAUUAAAAUCUCCACCACCACCUCCGAUUAAGUCCCCGCCUCUUCCAUUAAAAUCUCCACCGCCAUCUCCGAUUAAGUCCCCGCCUCCUCCAUUAAAAUCUCCACCGCCACCUCCGAUUAAACCUCCAGAUAAGUCCCCGCCUCCUUCAUUAAAAUCUCCACCUCCACCUCUAGUUAAGUCCCCGCCUCCUCCAUUAAAAUCUCCACCUACACCUCCAGUUAAGUCCCCGCCUCCUCCAUUAAAAUCUCCACCUCCACCUCCAGUUAAGUCCCCACCUCCUCCAUUAAAAUCUCCACCGCCACCUCCAAUUAAGUCCCCACCUCCUCCAUUAAAAUCUCCACCACCACCUCCACUUACAUCCCCGCCGCCUCCAUUUAAAUCUCCACCACCACCUCCUCCAUUAAAAUCUCCACCACCACCUUCAGUUAAAUCCCCGUCUCCUCCAUUAAAAUCUCCACCACCACCUUCUCCACCUCCACCAUCUCCGAUUAAGUUCCCGCCUCCUCCACUAAAAUCUCCACCACCACCUCCAGUUAAGUCUCCGCCUCCUCCAUUAAAAUCUCUACCACCAUUUUUUCCAUCUCCCCCAUCUCCGAUAAAGUCUCCGCUAUCUCCAUUUUCAAUAAUUAUUCCACCAUUUCCACGGUUACCUCCUCUCCUGCUUUCGCCAUUGCCACGACUACCUUCAUUCUCACUCCCCCUUCCUCCAUUCAAAUUUCGUCCAUUUCCCUUUCAUCAAGCACCCUAG
Messenger RNA from Solanum dulcamara, 2304 nucleotides. Its product is annotated as extensin-2-like. The transcript has 2 exons. The coding region runs from base 1 to 2304 and encodes 767 amino acids. The record is from RefSeq and is a predicted model, not a curated record. NCBI's taxonomy places the organism in Eukaryota, Viridiplantae, Streptophyta, Magnoliopsida, Solanales, Solanaceae.